AUGGGACAAUUCGGCGCUUCGCAACAGGAAAAAAGCGCCAUCCCACCCUACCCGCAACCAAAACCGGCCCCAGGCCAGGGUUUAUCGCAUCAGACGGAGGGAUCGAUGUGCUACUCGGAAUCGCAUGGCCAAUCUUGGCGCAAAGGAAAGCUGCUGUCCUCGGUAUGGUACGGUCUGGGCCAGCUAUCGGCAUUUCUCCCUUCUUCGACUGCCUCUUGCAAUGCGCUUUGCGACAAAUGCUCUCCGUCACACAAUUGA
Colletotrichum tamarilloi is the source of this 258-nucleotide messenger RNA. RefSeq lists its product as uncharacterized. The transcript has a single exon. NCBI's taxonomy places the organism in Eukaryota, Fungi, Ascomycota, Sordariomycetes, Glomerellales, Glomerellaceae. Bases 1 to 258 code for a protein of 85 amino acids. The record is from RefSeq and is a predicted model, not a curated record.